AUGAUCAGGAAACGCUAUAUUCUUAAUGAAGUUGAGAUUAAAGACUAUUUGGUGAAAGGAGAGAGAUUUACAAAAUGGAAGGAGGACUCAACAAAAACGACACCUGUCACCAUGAAGAUAGAUCCAAAAGGAUACUUUCUUUACUGGGUAAACAACAGCAAGGAGGUGGAAAUAGUGGAUGUUGCCACCAUACGGGACACAAGGACUGGGAAAUAUGGAAAAAUACCCAAACAACGGAAAGUCCGCAAUGUGUUUGACGUAGAUGCACCUAACAGCAAUUACCUGUCCAAGAACUUUACGGUCGUGACUGGCCCGGACACAGUCAAUCUCACCUACUACAACUUCUUUGCAGCCAAGGACAAAGUCGCACAGAACUGGGCUGAAGAUAUUCUGGCCAUUGCCUACAACCCUCACCGGGCCAACAGCUGCAGACAAGUCUACCUGGACAAGCUGUACAUUCGCCUCACACUGCAAACCAACAAAGAUGGCAAGAUCCCUGUUAAGUACAUCUAUAAGAUGUUUCCAGCUGACAAGAAGAGGGUUGAGAGUGCACUGACAGCAGCAAAACUACCUAAAGGAAAGUUUGACUCCAUAAAGCUUGAUGUGUUCACUGAAGCUGCCUAUAAGACCUUCCUGACUACCCUGUGCCCCAGACCAGAGAUCUAUGAAAUCUUCAGCUCCUAUUCGAACAAGCCUUACAUGACCAAGGAGGUUUUUAGCAAGUUCCUGUAUGAAAAGCAGCGAGACUCCCGCCUAAAUGAGGAACUUUACCCUCCACUGAGACCUGAUCAGGUGAAAAACCUCAUCGACAAAUACGAGCCUGCCUCUGCUAAUUCUAGCAAAGGUCAGAUAAGUCCAGAGGGCCUGCUCUUCUUCCUAAUGGGACCUGAGACAACACCUCUAAUGCUGGACAAAAUGGCCCAAUGUCAUGACAUGACCCAACCACUUCCUCACUACUACAUCAAAUCCUCCCACAACACCUAUCUCACUGCCGGUCAGUUCUCUGGUGUUUCUUCUCCUGAGAUGUACCGCCAGUGCCUGCUCUCUGGAUGCCGCUGUCUGGAGCUGGACUGCUGGAAGGGCAAACCACCAGAUGAAGACCCAAUCAUUACCCAUGGCUUCACCAUGACAACUGAGAUUCUUUUCAGGGAUGUGAUUGAAGCUAUUGCAGAAAGUGCAUUCAAAACAUCCAAAUACCCAGUCGUUCUCUCAUUUGAGAACCAUGUUGACUCAGUCAAGCAGCAGGAGAAAAUGGCUAAUUACUGUAGAACAAUUUUUGGAGACAUGCUACUCACUGACACCUUGGAAAAGUAUCCUUUAAAAGCAGGCCAGCAGAUCCCAAGUCCUUCUGAGCUGAUGGGAAAAAUCUUGAUCAAAAACAAGAAGAACAGCACACCCGAAGCCAAACCAGCACCAAAGAAACCAGAACAGCCAACUGGUGAAGCCAAUCCAGAGGGCCAGGUUGAGAAUGCAGCACCAGGUGAAAAUGGUGAAAAUCCUGAGAACAACACUGAGGCUCAUCCUGAAGAACACGAUGACCACCAUGAUGACCAUGAACAUGAGGAGGAACAGGAUGAGGAGAAAAUGAAGAACUCAGAUGAAGGUACUGCUGGUCAAGAAGUAACAGCAUAUGAAGCUAUGUCUUCAAUCGUCAACUACAUUCAGCCCACCAAAUUCGUCUCCUUUGAAAAUUCAAAAAAAAAGAACAAAAGUUUUGCUAUCUCCUCAUUUGUGGAAACCAAAGCGGAAGCUCUGAUCAGCAAGAGUGCUGUGGAGUUUGUGGAAUAUAACAAGAGACAGAUGAGCCGAAUCUACCCAAAAGGAACACGUAUGGAUUCUUCCAACUACAACCCUCAGCCUUUCUGGAAUGCAGGCUGCCAGUUUGUAGCACUUAACUACCAGACCAUGGAUUUUCCCAUGCAACUGAACAUGGCGCUGUUUGAGUAUAAUGGACGGACAGGAUACCUGCUCAAACAUGAUGUGAUGCGGAGAAAUGACAAGACGUUUGACCCUUACACUGACCACAUUGACACCAGCGUGCCCAACACUCUGUCGAUUAAGAUCUACUCUGGCCAAUUCCUGUCUGAUAAAAAUGUGAAAACAGCAGUGGAGGUUGAGAUCAUUGGUUUGCCUGGAGACCCCAAGAAAAAAUUCCGCACCAAAUAUACCGCCACACCUAAUGCCAUCAACCCUGUGUGGACUGAGGAGCCUUUUGUGUUUGAGAAGAUUCUGUUGACUGAAUUGGCCUCUGUCAGAAUAGCAGCCUAUGAAGAAGGUGGAAAAUUCAUUGGGCACAGAAUUAUUCCCAUUGAUGCCAUACAGUCAGGAUUCCACCACAUCUGUCUGAGAAGUGAGAGCAAUAUGGCUCUGAUGCUUCCUGCUUUGUUUGUCUACAUUGAGGUGAAGGAUUAUAUCCCUGCUGCUUUUGCUGAUUUCACAGAUGCUCUGUUUAAUCCAGUGAAGACUUCAAAGCCUGCAAAGCAUGAUAGCACUGAUUAUGUAAGCCCAUAUGAGAUGCCUGCUGCUGCUGCUGCUGCUGCUACUGCUGCAGCUCCCGAGGCCACUGAGACACCAGCAGAGGGCGAUGCUAAUCCUUCAGAAACUAAGUCAGACGAUCAACCAGCGGCUCCCGCUGAGGAAGCUCCAGCAACAGAAGGGGCUCCUGAAGAAACCCCUGCACCUGCCGAGGCACCUGCAGCCACAGAACCGGAACCUGAAGCAGCCCCUGCACCUGCUGAGGAGCCUCCAGCUCCAGAAGCAGCACCUGAAGCUGCCCCUGCACCCACAGAGGAGCCUCCAGCCACAGAGGAAGCUGCAGAAGCAGCCCCUGCACCCACCGAGGCACCCCCAGCAACAGAGGAAGCUCCAGCAGCUGAGGAGGCCCCUGCACAGGCUGAAGAGGCAGAUUCUGGUGAGCCUGCCACCAAAGCAGAGGAACCUCCAAAAUCCGAAUCGGCUCCUACUGUGGAGCAGGACGCUAAACCUGAGGCUGCUGCAGACACUGCCGGUACAGCAAAUGGGGGUCUUUGUGGAGCUCUGGGUAGGCUGUGUAAAAUGUGAACCAGAGUAGAAUUAUUCAUAAUUCAAGGGUAAUGGCUUCAUUGGUGCACACACAAGUAGUUGUCACCUAUUAGAAAAUAAGCACCUUUGCACUUUUACUUGUAUAUUGUCUGUCAAAUAUAUAUUUAUGGCUAACGGUUAAAACAAAUCUGUACUUGCAUGAAUUAAAACUGUAUUUCAUUUCUUGACAAA
This is a messenger RNA of Trichomycterus rosablanca, 3252 nucleotides long. It is a transcript of the gene plcb2, whose product is annotated as phospholipase C, beta 2. The transcript is spliced from 25 exons. The coding region runs from base 1 to 3060 and encodes 1019 amino acids. NCBI's taxonomy places the organism in Eukaryota, Metazoa, Chordata, Actinopteri, Siluriformes, Trichomycteridae. Gene Ontology annotation, molecular function: phosphatidylinositol-4,5-bisphosphate phospholipase C activity; calcium ion binding. The record is from RefSeq and is a predicted model, not a curated record. Gene Ontology annotation, biological process: release of sequestered calcium ion into cytosol; lipid metabolic process; phosphatidylinositol-mediated signaling.